Molecule: messenger RNA, 655 nt
Organism: Caenorhabditis elegans
Lineage: Eukaryota; Metazoa; Nematoda; Chromadorea; Rhabditida; Rhabditidae
Gene: F21H7.12
Exons: 2
Coding region: 44-610 (188 amino acids)
Source: RefSeq, marked reviewed
UGUUUACGUACCUAUGUCUCUCAAUUUUUGUUAAUUUCAGAAUAUGAUUGAGCCAAAUGAACAUGUUUCCAAAAAAAGUGCAGUUUGUUUUCUCACUGCAUCAAUUAUAAUCUCCGCUAUUAUCCCAUUAUUUUUUAUAAUUAUUGGAACAUUUAACAUAUUCUCUUGUUCUUCACCAAUACUCCCUCUGUGGCUGAUCGGAAUUGCUAUUUUGAUAAUUAUCGAGAGAGUGGUAUCUUGGAGGAUUUUGAUAAGCGAAACUCAAUUUGAAAAUGAAAAUCCCAUUCCGAAAACUGACGACUUGAAGCAGAUAAAGUCCUGGGAGAAGAGUCGAAUGGAAAAUACUUCGAAGUGGUUGAUUCUCGGGAAGAAUAACUUGAGAAUUUUGAUGUUUGUUGGAAUAAUCUGCGGCACCCUCGAAAGUUACGACAGACUCAUACAUUCCGACUAUCAAUGCAGCAUAAUUGUUCCAAUUUCUGUUUUUGUUUUUAGCAUUGUUACUUGCAUUGUUUACCUAUUCUCAAUUGUUGGGUCAAUUUAUAUUUGGUGUGUCUCUGGCUUGACUAAGCUUGACCGCUGGACAAAAUCAUCACUACAUCAGGUUUUGUAAAGUGAAACGCAAAUAAAUAUACAGAACGCAAAUAAAUUUUUAAAA